AUGUCUGGCACCAAGGCUAGGUUGUCGAACAAUCGCUUCUCAAACUCAGCCACCUAUUUCCACCCUCACAACGGACUUUCGACCCUGUAUUCGUGGCCUCACAUCGAACCUGCUCGUCAUGCUCUGUACGGCUCACGAUACCUUGACGCCCCUUUGCGCAGAGACAUUCUUCAUCGCGCUGUCAUCUAUGAAGCGGACGCGACACGCCAGGGAACGGCGAGCACGAAAUGGCGUUUUGAAGUCCAUGGGUCCAAUCGCAAGCUGUACCAGCAGAAAGGUACAGGCCGUGCUCGUGUGAGGGACAAGAAGUCCCCGAUCAGAAGAGGAGGUGGUGUUGCCUUUGGUCCAAAGCCCAGAGAUUUCUCGUCCGAAUUACAGAAGAAAGUCUACCACCAGGCGUUUCGAAUCGCGCUAAGUUACCGUUUCAGGAGGAACGAGUUGAUCAUUCUCAAUGACAAGAUCAAUCUGCCAACGGGAAACGGCGCACGGUUUCUCAAUAACAUUUUCGAGGCCAAUUGCUGGGGCCAGGGGUACGGCCGCAGCCUCCUCGUCACAAGUACGCCUGAAUCAAGUGGAGCACGAAUCUUUGAAGAGAUGGAAACCAUUGGCGAGCAUGGAGAUCUGAAAGACAUCGAGGACGUGGAUGUCAAGGACCUCCUCACUAGCGGGCGGGUAGUGAUUGAGAGAUCUGCCCUGCUGAGUUUGCUGUGUAAGGAACAGACGUUCAAGGAGAACGGAACAGUGUUCACGUAUGAGAAAGCGUUGAAGGAUGUGAAACUAGCGAAUAAGCUUCAGGUGCCUGAGAAGAUUGUACAGUAUUUGUGA
Fonsecaea nubica is the source of this 825-nucleotide messenger RNA. Its product is annotated as 50S ribosomal protein L4. The transcript has 2 exons. The coding region runs from base 1 to 825 and encodes 274 amino acids. Gene Ontology annotation, biological process: translation. Gene Ontology annotation, molecular function: structural constituent of ribosome. Lineage: Eukaryota; Fungi; Ascomycota; Eurotiomycetes; Chaetothyriales; Herpotrichiellaceae. Gene Ontology annotation, cellular component: ribosome. The record is from RefSeq and is a predicted model, not a curated record.